CGGCUGAGGCUUGAGACGAGCCAGGUGCCGGCCAGCCCUGGUUGCAGGGUAAUUCUAGCUUGUGUGUCAAGCGACCUGGUCGCUAUGGAGGCGGUCCUGACCGAAGAGCUAGAUGAAGAGGAGCAGCUGGUGAGAAGGCAUCGCAAGGAGAAGAAGGAGUUACAAGCCAAAAUUCAGAGUAUGAAGAAUGCUGUUCCCAAGAAUGACAAAAAGAGAAGGAAGCAGCUCACUGAGGAUGUUGCAAAGUUGGAAAAAGAAAUGGAACAGAAACACAGAGAGGAACUGGAGCAACUGAAGCUGUUUGCCAAGGAGAAUAAAAUAGAUUCUGUUGCUGUUAACAUUGCAGACUUGGUACUUGAGAAUCAGCCUCCUAGGAUAUCAAAAGCACAAAAGAGACGGGAAAAAAAAGCUGCAUUGGAAAAGGAGCGGGAAGAGAGAAUAGCUGAAGCUGAAAUUGAGAACCUUUCUGGAGCUAGACAUAUAGAAAAUGAAAAACUUGCUCAAAUAUUGGCAGCCAGAGAGUUAGAAAUUAAACAGAUUCCAUCUGACGGCCACUGUAUGUAUAAAGCCAUUGAGGAUCAACUGAAAGAACAGGACUGUGCUCUGACUGUGGCUGCCUUACGAAGUCAAACGGCUGAAUAUAUGCAAAGCCACGUGGAAGACUUUUUGCCAUUUUUAACAAACCCUCAUACAGGAGAUAUGUAUACCCCAGAAGAGUUUGGAAAAUACUGUGAUGAUAUUGUAAACACAGCUGCAUGGGGAGGUCAACUUGAGCUAAGAGCUCUGUCUCACAUUUUACAGACACCAAUUGAAAUAAUACAGGCAGAUUCUCCUCCUAUUGUAGUUGGUGAAGAAUAUUCUAAAAAGCCAUUAACACUUGUAUAUAUGAGACAUGCGUAUGGCUUAGGAGAACAUUAUAAUUCUGUUACACUGUUGGUGAACACAGCUUUUUCCAGAAGCCUCUCUCACUCUUUAUAUUGUGUAAAUGGUGGAUUCUGUAGUUUUAAAAGGGCCAAGGCUACAUUUGCUUCAAAUUCUCUUUUCACUUUGUUUUACAAGCUUGCUGCCUUUUUACUCAUUUUCUAGUAUUACAAGAAAGCUCUCAUGACUUUUGUUAAUCUUAUUGUCAUUUUUUCUUCAUUUCAAAUAUUUGAAAAUUUUGUUUUGUGUGUAUGGGUACAAUUGGAGAGCCAAGAGCUUUGUAGUAAAACCAGUAUUCAGUGAUUUUUCUGUGUGAAUAAUUUAUCUAAUUCAGACUCCAGAUCAAAGAUAACAGUAUUAUGAGAGGAGAGUGCUCAUCUAUGCAAAUGUAUUUGAUAAUUUGUUAUGUUAAAAAAUUAAGAAAAUGAGAACUUUUGAUAUUUUUCCCAAGUUCCUUGAACUUGUGUUUUAUGUAUAAUUUUAUGAGUAAAUCUUGGGCAUAUAAUGUUAAAAGCGGAGCCAUUCUCACAUGGCCAACAGGUAACAGUGUGAAGCUGGUAGAGACUGUGCUUAACUAGAGCAAGUCAGUACUUCCCAAGGGCACCAAACCAACAGAACAAAAACCACUUUACCUGCCAACAAGAUAUUUCAAAGCUGCCUGUUUUGUAACCUUUGACCUGAAUUUUUUAGGGGUCUGAAAUUAAUAAAGGAAUGGAAUUAUAAAAUAUAAAAUGCUUUGUGUUUAUUUUGAAGUACUCUCUUACUCUAAAAUUAAAAUAUCAGCAUUAAGAAUAAAAUAUCAUAAAAUCUAGUUAUAGAUUCUAUCUUUAUCAAAAGUAUUCUAAGAUAAGUAAUUUUUUAAUAAGGAUAAAUUAGAAUUUUCUUGCUUUUUGUGUUUAUUAAAAUUGUUUUUAAAUGGUCAUGGUCAGUACAGUUAUGAACAAGAUUUGUAUGAUCACCUAUUCUUUCAUAAAACUUUAGGUAAAUACUGUUUUAUUUAUAAUUGAAAGUUUUUAAAAAUUUGCAGAUGUUAAUUUUAAAGUACAUAUACUAAUUAGUUUGCUAUAUGGUGGUCUAAUGGGUAUUAUAUAAGCUUUCUUUUGUCCUAAUCUGUAAAACUAUAUGUCAGAGUUCUGGAAAUGUCCUUAGCCAAGAAUUUUAUCCACUUAUAUAUGUUUACAGCUUGUGUAAAGCAAAAAAGAAUGUACUUACAAUGAGCAGUGUAGUUUUGCUCAUAUUCUCUGAUGUUUGCCAAAAG
Fukomys damarensis (Damara mole-rat) is the source of this 2179-nucleotide messenger RNA. RefSeq names its product OTU deubiquitinase 6B (gene Otud6b). The coding region runs from base 85 to 1086 and encodes 333 amino acids. The record is from RefSeq and is a predicted model, not a curated record. Gene Ontology annotation, molecular function: cysteine-type deubiquitinase activity. The transcript is spliced from 8 exons. Gene Ontology annotation, biological process: protein deubiquitination. NCBI's taxonomy places the organism in Eukaryota, Metazoa, Chordata, Mammalia, Rodentia, Bathyergidae.